AUGAAUAAAAACAUCUUAUUCGCUAUUGCUGGUUUGGCCUUAUUGGCUACUGCCACCACUAUCCUCUUGACCAAGACUCACCACAAUACUCAAGAAGAUUAAAAUAUCCAAGCUCUCUGGUCUGCUUUCAAGACUAAGUACAACAAGAAGUACGCUGAUCCCGACUUCGAACGCUACAGAAUCGAAAUCUUCACUGAAAACCUUAAGGUUGUUGAAAGCAACACCAAGAACUAUGGUAUCACCUAAUUCAUGGAUAUUACCAGAGAAGAAUUCAAGUAAACUUACCUUACCUUGAAGAUGAAGAAUGGUCUUAAGGCUUCUCCUUUCGCUAAAUUCAACGAUGCUGGUGUCGAAAUUGACUGGACCACUAAGGGUGCCGUCACUCCUGUUAAGGAUUAAGGUCAAUGCGGUUCUUGCUGGUCUUUCUCCACCACUGGUGCUGUUGAAGGUGCUCUCUUCCUCUCUACCAAGAAACUCACUUCUCUCUCCGAAUAAUACUUGGUUGAUUGUUCCAAGGACGGUAACGAAGGUUGCAAUGGUGGUCUUAUGGACACUGCUUUCGACUUCAUCUCUCAACAUGGUAUCCCCACUGAAGCUGCCUAUCCCUACAAGGCUGUUGAUGGUACCUGCAAGAUGACUUCUGGUCCUUACAAGAUUUCUUCUCACACUGACAUCUAGGACUGCAAUGAUUUAUUGAACAAGAUCUAAAAGCAACCCAUUGCUAUUGCCGUUGAUGCCAACAACUUCCAAUACUAUCAAAAGGAUAUCUUCUCUGACUGCGGUACUGAAUUGGACCACGGUGUUCUUUUGGUUGGUUAUUCCGCUUCAGGCAAAUACUGGAAGGUUAAAAACUCUUGGGGUCCUAACUGGGGUGAAAGCGGUUUUAUCAGACUUGCUGCUGGUAACACUUGCGGUCUCUGCAACAUGGCUUCUUUCCCCAAUGCUUGA
Tetrahymena thermophila SB210 is the source of this 948-nucleotide messenger RNA. RefSeq names its product papain family cysteine protease. Lineage: Eukaryota; Ciliophora; Oligohymenophorea; Hymenostomatida; Tetrahymenidae. Gene Ontology annotation, cellular component: lysosome. The record is from RefSeq and is a predicted model, not a curated record. The transcript has a single exon. Gene Ontology annotation, molecular function: cysteine-type endopeptidase activity.